Protomyces lactucae-debilis is the source of this 930-nucleotide messenger RNA. Its product is annotated as putative acetyltransferase. The transcript has a single exon. Gene Ontology annotation, molecular function: N-acetyltransferase activity. The record is from RefSeq and is a predicted model, not a curated record. NCBI's taxonomy places the organism in Eukaryota, Fungi, Ascomycota, Taphrinomycetes, Taphrinales, Protomycetaceae. Bases 247 to 693 code for a protein of 148 amino acids.
UCAGAGCAUGCUGAAGCGUGGCCUGGUUGAAGCGCGUGUGCCCUUCAGCCGCAGCCGCAAGUUUGAGCUGCUGAAGCACGAGAAGUUCUCUCACAAGUGGAACAACCUUGGCUUCUGAUGUGCUGCUACACUCUGCUUCUGCCUUGGAUCACGCCGGCUCCGUCCAUCUGAAGUCUUGAUAAGAUAAGAUCUCCAUCAAGCGACUACAACCAGACAGAGAGACAUAGCACGUAGUAUAAGCAGCGGAUGCAGAUUCUCCAGCUCACAAAGGACAGCAUCUCGUUCGAGACGUGGCAGCCGCUGUUCAAGGCCUACAUCACUUUCUACAAGGCAGAGUUGUCAGAUGCACAGUACACCAAUACCUACAGUCGCCUGGUCGACCCCUCAGGCGACUUGUUUGGCUUCAUUGCCGUAGAUGAAGGCGUUGUCAUUGGCUUGACGCACUAUCUAUACCAUGCAUCCAGUUGGACAGACAAGCAGUACUGUUAUCUCAACGAUCUAUACGUGAACCCCGAAAUCCGCGGUAAAGGCGCUGGCCGGGCCUUGAUUCUCGCAGUCAAGGAAGCGGCCCACCAACAAGGAGCUGCACGACUGUACUGGUCGACGCAGUACACCAACAAGACAGCUCAAGCCCUUUACGACAAACUGGCAAAAACGGAGUUCAUCAUGUACAGGAUGAAUGAUUUGUCGUAGAAGUGUAAAUAUCAUGUAGCUAUGCACGCUCGCUGCGCUUGUAAUCAAUGAAACCAAGCAAAUUAUCCAUCGUCUCAUCCGCCUUGUGCCAUAAGUCUGGUGCGCGUUGCUUAUUGAGACUCGCCUUCAGCUGCUUGACGCGUGGUACGCAGCGUUCCAGGUGUGUACAAAAGUCGCCCUGCACGAAGACUGGCUCAUCAUAGUCGAAUGCUGCGUCGGCGUAGAUGUCAAACAACG